CUAAUGGAGAGUCAAGAAGAGGAAAGAGAAGAUGUGAGACUUGUUUCUCAGGGUGGUGGUGGAGAUGGGGUUUUCCGGAGUUACUGUUUUCUGAUUGCAGAGUUUGCAGGUUUCAUCAUCAACCGAAUGGUGUUAUUUUAUCUAAUUUUUCAAUAUGAAUAUCCGGAUUCAUCAAUCAUCAGUUAUCUUAUUUACACAACAAACAAUCUAAUGGAAGCAGUAUAUCUAAGUGAAAUCGUCGCCGGUGAUGAACCCAUAUUAACUCACCCCAUCCAUGCCUUUGCGGGACGAUUUAUAUUUUGGAUUGAGCGACUUACACACUUGUUUGCUUCAGUCUAUUUUCAAUGUGGAAAACAUUGGAUUAUCCCUGCAGUAUUAUUUUGUUUCACAAAUACUGUUUUCAUUAUCAAGUUUAUGCAAUGGAUUUAUAAAUGGAUGAACAAUGGAAAACCGUUUAUAAAAGUUGGAAUAGUAGAGAAGGAUGUGCAGGAAGAGAAAGUUGAGCCAAACCAAGAUCCAUUGAGAGCUGAAAUACUUGAGGAAGAAAACUUACCCGAAGAGAAAGUUGAGUUCGACUUGGAAGGUGGAAUAGUUGAGGAAGAGAAGACACCAAAGGAGAAAGUUGAGUUGGAUCAAGAGGUAUUAGAAGGUGAGAUGGUCGAGAAAGACAAGUUAUCCAAGGAGAAAGUUGAGUUUCAGGAGCCAGAUUUAUUUGAAGAAAACAAGUUACCGAAGGAGGAAGUUGAGUUGGAUGGAGAAGCUUUGAAAUUGGAGUGGGUUGAUUAUUCGGAUCCACAUGAUUUCGAAGAAUUUCGUUGGUUAGCUGUGGCCCUCAGAGAUCAUGAUGAGUUAGUCAAGGAGCCGAAGGAAGAUCCACUGAAAACUGAUUUUGAGGAUAGGCCACCACCACUGAAAGAAGCAAAUGGUAAAUGGAAUGAAGAUCUUGAAGAUGAUGACGAUGAUGAAGAAGAAAACAGAUUGAAAGACUACAAAGAACAAUGCCUCAUCUUGGAGGAAGAGAAAAAGGUUCUCACUGCUAAGCUUGCUGCCAGUUUAGAGUCUCUAGAACAAUACCUUCAAAACGAGAAAGAUUAUCUGGAGGACCGAAACAAUUGGGUGAUAGAGAAGCAAAAUCUUUCUCUAAAGCUUGACAAUGCCCGUGCUGCAUAUUCACAAGCAAAAGAUGAUGCUUCACAGGCCUCUUUAUCCUCCACACAGACGCAACAGGGACUUCUCAAUGAGAUAGUUGAAAUGAGUUCAUUGUACCGAUGUUAUCACGUACAGUGCCUGGAAUUGCUUGAAGAAAGAAAUCUUCUAUCAUCUCAGCUGAAUUUCGCAAACUCAUCAGCCGAAUUUUACAAAGCUUGUUGGGAAGAUUCCAAAUACGAAUGUCGCAAAUUGAGAGAAGAGAGAGAUGAGCUGACCGCAAGGCUUACUGCCGAAACUUGUUAUGCUGAAUACUAUCACAAGCUAAUUCAAGAGAUGGUGGAGAAGAACGAAAAUGUCGUUGAGGAAAUGGAGGAGAAGAACAGAAAAUUGGAGGAAGAGAAGAUUGAUGUUGUUGCUAAGCUUCGUGCAGCCAAAAUACUGGCAGAACUCUACCGUAGCUAUCUACAUAAUUGCGGAAUUUAGACCUUUCUUGUUUUUUUCAAGUUAUUAUUAUUUACUCCAGUUAUCAUUUCUCUGGACAUUAAUAGCCUUGGUGAAACAGGAUUUUUUUUUUU
Mangifera indica (mango) is the source of this 1724-nucleotide messenger RNA. RefSeq lists its product as uncharacterized. The coding region runs from base 4 to 1632 and encodes 542 amino acids. NCBI's taxonomy places the organism in Eukaryota, Viridiplantae, Streptophyta, Magnoliopsida, Sapindales, Anacardiaceae. The record is from RefSeq and is a predicted model, not a curated record. The transcript has 3 exons.